AGGAAUACCUCAAACCAGUGAUGUUUUGGAGACUAUAAGAAGUGUUUAUGAACAUUAUAAUUCGAGCAACGAAUGUGGCGAAGCUAUGAAAGCCACUAGUAAGUGUGAUUUGGAUUUGUAUCUAGAGGAGCCGGUCUUGGCACGCGAAGAGAAAUUCAAGGUGUUGAAAUGGUGGAAAGCUGAAAGUGCAAAGUACCCAAACGUGUCCAAAGUUGCGCGUGAAGUUUUGGCUAUUCCGGUCUCGGUUGCAACCUCGUACGAUGCUUACUAUCAUGUUGAAAACAGACACCCGGAUGUUUCUAUAGUUACCAUGGGGCCUCAGUUGAUGAAUGCCAUCACGUGUUGCAGAAGCUGGAGGCCUGGGAAGCCCAUGCCGACUUUAGAUAUGGACGUCGUCUUCCUCACUGCUGGUAAUGGUGAGUGUGGUUCAUAUUCCACUCGGGCGGGGCAGAUCCGGUCGAGAAGGUCCAUUCAUCCAACGGCGGCUGAUGACGCCCAGAAUACCAACGGAAAUGAUUCCAUUCAUUGUGAGUGUGGAAGAAAUGGCAAUGCCGAGGUGGAUCCUAUGGAAGAUGAUCAUGGAAGUAAUGAUGGUAAAGUUGAAGGUGGAAGUGAUGAUGUGGAAGAUGAAGAUGGCAGUGAUGAUGUGGUGGAAGAUGACGAGGAAGAUGGCAGUGAUUAUAUGGAUGAUGAAUAUGAGGCUAUUAAUGCAAUACUGAUGCAGCGCUAUAUUGCCAACAUCUUCAAUCCUAAAGAAAUUGAAAAGGAAUGCUUGAAAUUGUUUGAAAAACAAAAGGCUGAUGUUAAACACACUUUGAAUAACAUGGGCCGACUCAUUCCUCUCUCUGUUGACAUCUUAAGUGACUACAAGCCUUCUGGGGAGAUCAUUGACUACGUACGUUUGGCAGCAAACUUUGUAGAUGACGAAUGGAAACUGAAGAAAUGGGUUCUUCAUUUCCGGCUAUAUGAUGUUUGGAAUUCUGAUUUUAUUGAUGCAGUAAUUGUGAAAACAUUGGAUGACUACACCCUCAUAGGUAAGGUCCAUACUCUCACCUCCCGCGAUGCUGAUACCAUUGACGAAACCAUUGAAUCUAUUGAAUCUCAAUUCAAAGAGAGGAAUAUGAUUCCAUCUGAAACUCGCCUUUUUCACAUUAGCUGUUGUGCUGAAAUGCUUGGUUUAAUGGCCGAAGAUGCAUUCGAAGAGAUAUCCGACAUCAUCAGUAUGCUUAAGGAACUGUGUUGGUCAAAAUCAGAAUGCAUGUGGCACUUGACAAAUAAAAAAAUAAAAGAUGUUUUGGACUUGGAUGCUCUCGGAGAAUUCAGUUCAGCGUCAGUAACUGAUCACUAUUCUGUUCCAUCUGCGGAGGAGUGGGAGAAAGUUCGAGCUGUCCAUAGACUGGUUGAACAUGCCAAUGCUGCGGCAAACAAGGUUUUCUUGGUGAAAAGUUCAACUGCCAACUUAUUUCUGUAUCAUCUCCAAGAGCUUCGUUCAAGUUUACUUGCUGAAGCAGCUAAACCAGAUGCUUUCAUCCUCAAGAUUGCAAAGAAAAUGGUCGAGAGGCUUGACAAGUACAUGAGACAAAAUUACCUGGCCUUGGCGAUUACGUCCAUGAUGGACCCACGUUGCAAGAUGCAAUACGUGGAUGAAGUUUCGACAAAGUUUGAAACCACAGAUGGCAUAUUGCAACACACUGCUCUCUUGGAGGCUGUUCGGAGGGUUUAUUCAGAUUACUCUUCGGAUGGCACCACGCCGAAUGAUUUGGAUGUGUAUCUGGAGGAGCCUGUCUUAGCAUGGGACGAGAGCUUCGACGUGCUACAAUGGUGGAAGUCCAUAGGUGGUCCCAAAUACCCGCACAUGUCUAAAAUGGCGCGCGAUAUUCUGGCCAUUCCAAUGUCGGUUGCAACUUCUUACGAUGCUUAUUAUUACAUUGAGAAUAGACCUGCAGAUCGCCGUGUCAUAACUUCUGGGCCUGAAGCGAUGAACACUAUGAUGUGUUCUUGGAGCUGGAAGCUUGGGAAGUCUGGAAAUGGUUCCAAGGAGAGUGAAGGAAAUGAUAGCGAUGAGGUGGAUUCCGAGGAAGAUGGUAAUGAUGAAAUGGAAGAUGAACAUGAAAGUAAAGAUGACGGUGGCAGUGAUGGUAUGCAAGAUGAAGAUGUAAGUGAUGGUGUGGAAGAUGAAGAUGGAAGCGAUGAUAUGGAAGAUGAAUUCGAUGCCUUCAAUGACACAUUAAUCAGUAUCUUGAAUCCUAAAGCAAUACAAAAUCGUUGUUUGAAAAAUUUUGAACAAUCAAAAGCUGAGGUUAAACGCACUUUAAACAACAUGGGCCGACUAAUUCCUCUCUCUGUUGACAUGUUAAGUGACUACAAGCGCUCUGGCGAGAUCGUUGACUAUGUAUGUUUGGCAGCAAACUUCAUCGAUGACAAUUGGAAACUGAAGAAUUGGGUUCUUCAUUUCAGGCUAUAUGAUGCUUGGAAUUCUGAUUUUAUUGAUGCAGUAAUUGUGAAAACAUUGGAUGACUACAGCCUCACAGGUAAGGUCCAUACUCUCACCUCCCGCGAUGAUGAUACCGUUGACGAAACCAUUGAAUCCAUUGAGUCUCAAAUCAAAGAGAGGAAUAUGCUUCCAUCUGAAACUCGGCUUUUUUGCGUCAGCUGCUGUGCUGAAAUGUUUGGUUUAAUGGCCGAAGAUGCAUUUGAAGAGAUAUCCGACAUCAUCAGUAUGCUUAAAGAACUGUGUUGGUCAAAAUCAGAAUGUAUGUGGCACUUGACAAACAAAAAAAUAAAAGAUGUUAUGGAGUUGGAUGCUCUCGGAGAGUUCAGUUCAGCAUCGAUAACUGAUCACUAUUCCGUUCCAUCCGCGGAGGAGUGGGAGAAAGUUCGGGUCGUUCAUAGACUGGUUGAACGCGUCAAUGACACGGCAAAAAAGGUUUUUCUGGUAAAAAACUCGACUGCAAACUUGUUUUUGUAUAAUCUUCAAGAGCUUCGUGCAAGUUUACUUGCCGAAGCAGCUAGUCCCGAUGCUUUCACCCUCAAGAUUGCAAAGAAAAUGGUCAAGAGGCUUGACAAGUACAUGAGACAAAACUACCUGCCCUUGGCGAUUGCGUCUGUGAUGGACCCACGUUGCAAGAUGCAAUACGCGGAUGACGUUUCGACAAAAUUUGAACCCACGGAUGGCAUAUUCCGACACGCGGAUCUCUUGGAGGCUGUUCGGAGGGUUUAUUCAGAUUAUUCCUCUUCUUCUGAUGGAACAACGGCGAAUGAUCUGGACAUGUACCUGGAAGAGCCUGUCUUACCAUGGGAGGAGGAGGAGAGCUUUGAUGUGCUGAAAUGGUGGAAGUCCAUUGGUGGUCCCAAGUACCCGAACGUGUCCAAAAUGGCACGAGAAAUUCUUGCCAUUCCCAUGUCGGUUGCAACUUCUUACGAUGCUUACUAUUACCUCGAGAACAGACCCGUUGAUCAUCGCGUCAUAAAUUCCGGGGCUCGGGCGAUGAAUGCGAUGAUGUGUUCUUGGAGCUGGAAGCUUGGGUAGUCUGGUUCGACUAAUCCAUUAUUAUCCGUAUUUUUGUUAUUAUAAGAUGUGCAGUAUUUUGACCUACAUUAUGGUGUCUUGUAUGGGGUUCUGAUCCAAU
This is a messenger RNA of Cuscuta campestris, 3629 nucleotides long. NCBI's taxonomy places the organism in Eukaryota, Viridiplantae, Streptophyta, Magnoliopsida, Solanales, Convolvulaceae. The record is from the annotation of a GenBank genome assembly.